Messenger RNA from Triplophysa rosa, 8839 nucleotides. It is a transcript of the gene grm5a, whose product is annotated as glutamate receptor, metabotropic 5a. Gene Ontology annotation, biological process: regulation of synaptic transmission, glutamatergic; G protein-coupled glutamate receptor signaling pathway; trans-synaptic signaling by endocannabinoid, modulating synaptic transmission. Gene Ontology annotation, cellular component: postsynaptic density membrane. The transcript is spliced from 9 exons. NCBI's taxonomy places the organism in Eukaryota, Metazoa, Chordata, Actinopteri, Cypriniformes, Nemacheilidae. Bases 160 to 3678 code for a protein of 1172 amino acids. The record is from RefSeq and is a predicted model, not a curated record. Gene Ontology annotation, molecular function: G protein-coupled receptor activity involved in regulation of postsynaptic membrane potential; adenylate cyclase inhibiting G protein-coupled glutamate receptor activity.
CCCACGCUGAAGUGAACGCGCGCAUCUCGCUGUUCUCAUACACCCAGAGACAGCUUGUACUGUACGAACACGGGAAAAUGGCCCAACAUGAUGACCAAACGAUGCACCGAGGGACCUACAUGCAUUCUACACUGCAUCUGAUUUGAGAGGGGUUAGGAAAUGGGGACUUUUCAUUUAUUUGUGUUUGUACUGCUCGGAGUACCUACAAGAUUGGACGUUUCAGUGAAGGCCCAGGCCAGCGAGCGGCGUGUCCUGGCCUACAUUCCCGGUGACAUCAUCAUCGGAGCGCUCUUCUCUGUCCACCAUCAACCUCCGGCCGACAAGGUCCACGAGCGCAAAUGCGGAGCUGUACGAGAGCAGUACGGUAUCCAGCGGGUGGAGGCCAUGAUGCACACCCUGGACCGCAUCAACGACGACCCGCACAUCCUGCCCAACAUCACGCUGGGUUGCGAGAUCAGAGACUCCUGUUGGCAUUCAGCUGUGGCUCUGGAGCAGAGCAUUGAGUUCAUCCGUGAUACCCUGGUGUCGGCAGAGGAGGAGGAGGGAAUGUCCAAGUGCUCCUCUGAAGAUGGAAGUACACCCUUGAAAGGGAAGAAGCCCAUUGUGGGACUCAUCGGACCUGGGUCCAGCUCUGUGGCCAUCCAGGUUCAAAAUCUCCUACAGCUAUUCAACAUUCCUCAGAUUGCAUAUUCAGCUACCAGUAUGGAUCUCAGUGAUAAAUCUUUGUACAAGUACUUCAUGAGGGUGGUGCCCUCCGAUGCCCAGCAGGCCAGAGCUAUGGUGGACAUUGUCAAAAAAUACAACUGGACCUACGUAUCAGCCAUUCACACUGAAGGAAACUAUGGUGAGAGCGGGAUGGAGGCCUUCAAAGACAUGGCUGCCAAGGAGGGCAUCUGCAUCGCCCACUCUGACAAGAUCUACAGCAAUGCCGGAGAGCAGAGUUUUGACAGACUUCUCGAUAAGCUCAGAAGUCACCUGCCCAAAGCUCGAGUGGUGGCCUGCUUCUGCGAGGGCAUGACCGUCCGCGGCAUCCUCAUGGCCAUGAGACGGCGACGCCUAGUCGGGGAGUUCCUGUUGGUUGGCAGUGAUGGAUGGGCAGAUCGCUAUGAUGUCACAGACGGCUUUCAGAGAGAGGCAGCGGGCGGAAUCACAAUCAAGCUACAGUCUGCGUACGUCACAUGGUUUGACGACUACUAUUUGAACCUGCAGCCAGAUACCAACUACCGGAACCCCUGGUUCCCUGAAUUCUGGCAGCAUCGAUUUCAAUGUCGACUAAAGGGGCAUCCGCAAGAGAGCACCAAAUAUAACAAGACCUGCACCAAAAAAGAGUUGCUGCGACACCAGUACGCUCAGGACACAAAGAUGGGCUUUGUGAUCAACGCCAUCUACUCCAUGGCUUACGGUCUUCACGCCAUGCAGAAAUCACUGUGUCCCGGCUACGUGGGUCUUUGUGACGCCAUGCGGCCGAUUGAUGGAGGUAAACUCUUAGAAUUCCUCAUGAGGACAAACUUCACCGGAGUUUCGGGGGAAGUGGUGCUGUUUGAUGAGAACGGAGACUCUCCUGGGAGAUAUGAGAUCAUGAACUUUAAGCAAAUGAGUGAGGAAGACUAUAGCUACAUCCACGUGGGCAGCUGGGACAACAGCGGGCUGAAGAUGGAUGAUGAGGAGAUUUGGGCCAAUAGAAGUGCCAUCAUCAGAUCAGUGUGCAGCGAUCCUUGUGAGAAAGCUCAGAUUAAGGUGAUCCGAAAGGGUGAGGUGAGCUGCUGCUGGACAUGCACUCCCUGUAAAGAGAACGAGUUUGUGUUUGACGAAUACACCUGUCGUGCAUGCGAGCUCGGAUCGUGGCCUACCGACGACCUGACAGGGUGUGAACCCAUCCCAGUGCAGUAUCUUCUGUGGGGGGAUCCAGAGCCCAUUGCCGCUGUGGUCUUUGCCUGCCUCGGCCUUCUUGCCACCAUCUUCGUCACCUUAGUUUUCAUCAGGUUCCACGACACUCCGGUGGUGAAGUCCUCCAGCAGGGAGCUGUGCUUCAUCAUCCUGGCUGGCAUCUGCAUUGGGUACCUGUGUACGUUUUGCCUGAUUGCCAAGCCACACGUGGUCUACUGUUACCUGCAGAGGCUGGGCAUCGGACUCUCACCCGCCAUGAGCUACUCCGCCCUGGUCACCAAGACCAACCGCAUCGCUCGCAUCCUCGCGGGCAGCAAGAAGAAGAUCUGCACCAAGAAGCCCCGCUUCAUGAGCGCUUGCGCCCAGCUGGUCAUUGCCUUCAUCCUCAUUUUCAUUCAGCUGGGCAUCAUUGUGGCUCUCUUCAUCAUGGAACCACCUCAAGUCAUCUACGACUACCCGUCCAUAAAGGAGGUGCACCUCAUCUGCAAUACCACCACGCUCGGGGUGGUGGCGCCGUUGGGUUACAACGGCCUGCUCAUCCUCAGCUGCACCUUCUACGCCUUUAAGACCCGAAACGUCCCCGCCAAUUUCAACGAGGCCAAAUACAUCGCGUUCACCAUGUACACCACCUGCAUUAUCUGGCUGGCUUUCGUGCCAAUUUAUUUCGGCUCGAACUACAAGAUAAUCACCAUGUGUUUCUCUGUGAGCCUCAGCGCCACCACAGCGCUUUGCUGCAUGUUCGUACCCAAGGUUUACAUAAUGCUGGCUAAACCUGAGAGGAACGUGCGCAGCGCGUUUACCACGUCGACAGUUGUGAGGAUGCACGUGGGUGACGGGAAAGCUGCCUCGGCGGCUAGCCGCUCCAGCAGCAUGGCUAACUUGUUUAGGCGGCGAACGUCUGGCUCAGAGACUGUCAGUUCGAAUGGCAAAACUGUGACCUGGGCACAGAACGAAAGAGGCUACCGGCCGAACUUGUGGAAACGGAUCUCCAUUCACAUUAAGAAGAAGGAAGAAACCAACCAGACGGCCAUUAUUAAACCCUUCUCCAAAGGCUGCGACCGACCUCCAGACUCCGGGUUGAAGCUGGUAUAUGAGGGACCUCAAAAAAACCAACGCUACCCUGUAACCUACCGCCCCGGUGCACCUUCUCCUCUCCCGACCGUGUGCCAGCCUACGCAGAGGCGCGUGGAGGAAGACCGCGAUGAAGAACGUGCGCCGAUCGUGCACGUACCCUCCUACCUGACAGAGCGCCUGCAUCACGGCGGCCCGCCCCAGACUUCUAUCAUGGAUCAGAUAAGCUGCGUCGUCAGUCGGUUCACAGCCAACAUAAGCGAGCUAAACAGCAUGAUGCUGCCCGGUUCGCCACCUGGGUCGGCGGUAAACUCCGCCCCGCCAGUCCCCAGACCCUGUUCACCCUCCUACAGGCUUCACCCACAGGAAAGGUCGCACCCCACCACCGUCACCACCUACGCUGAUGUAGUGGCUUCAGCGAACACCAGCCAUCGGUCCGCGGUGGGCAUCGCCGGGGGCAUUAUAGCCGGUGGCAGCAGCAGGGCAUCACCCGCCAGUCUUUACGACAGCACUUACGACUCCUCGUGUGCGGUGAGGAACACCGAUCUGGACGACCUGGGCACUCUGACACCCCCUUCCCCAUUCAGAGACUCCUCAGUGGACUCGAUUAGCGAGUCUCCUACAUCUCCGGCUUCAGAGAUGCCGCUGUGCGAGCCCUGCUCCCCGAUAUACGACCAGCUGGUGCUUAGGCAUUACAGCCAAAGCUCUUCUUCUCUCUGAGAGAUGAAGGAAGCAGACAGCCAAGAGGCAGCUACUUAAAGCAUGCAUCUGCUUAGAUUGCAUAACUGAACUGUAAAUGUCAAGAAAUGUACGCUAUCAAUGUAGAACUCAACAAGGACAUUUUGUGGUGCUUGGAAUCCGGCCCGUCCUCAAAAUAAGGAUAGUGAGAGAUCUGACACGCCACUAAACUGCUUUUCAGAUUAUUAAGGAUGUGCUGGAUAUGCUUUCGGGUUAAGAGCACGCUGAGGACCUCAAGGACAAGUUUACAGUCACUCUUGAUGUUUAUCAGUCUGCGGACUGAAAGCGUUAACAUUCCUAUGACGUCAGUCCACACAGGUGUGUAAAAUAACAUCAGUGUGCACCAGGUGAUGUAAAGUUUGUUUUACAUUUGAAUCUAGCCUGUCAGCAAGUAAACACCUUGCACAGUUGUUCACAUGCUAAGUGUGUUUGAAUGUAGGACCAAACAGACAGUAUAGUCUUUAGUUUAAAUAUAUAGUUUUAAUAUUGCUCAUUUUCUUCAUUACAUUAGGUCAGAGGUUGCAUGUUGUGCCACUUUCAUAUCUCAUGAAAAUAAAUAUAUAUUUUUCUUAGCAAAUCAGAUAAAAUGGAUAUAAGGGCAAGUUUAUUUAUAUACAUAGGACAAGAUUGUCACUUUAGACAAUGUGUCUUUCAAGAACAAUAUUUAUCAGACGGACAGUGUCUAAUCUUGUACCCAUCGAACACAGAACGUUCCCAGAAUGUUGGUUUUUGGUUCCCAAAAGUUGGAAAUAAAACUUUUUUUUGUUAACAACAUAAACAAACGUUACUGCGCAUGCACACUUUUGUAACCCCACACUGUAAACCCGGAUAAGUUGGCAAUACUCAAAUAUUUUUGAGUUUUAGAGAUUCUUGGUUUAAGUAAGCAGAACCUUCAAAUUUUGAUUACUGUUAAGUUAAAGUUCGUAAGAAAUCUUAGUUAGUGCGACUUAAAUAUUUAAUUUAUUCUUUUUGUGAAAUUAAGUAGACAGAACUUAAACAAAUAAGUACCAAAAUUGCAUUUUUAAGUUAACUAAACUAAAUUCUUUCGGUUUCAUUAUUUUGCAUAUUCCUUAGUCUUAAUAUGCAUAAAUCAAACACCUUGACUUAUGCAAUCCAAAAUGAGCAAGAAGAGACUGAUCUCAGAACUGGCAUUAGCACAGUUACUGCUCACUGAUAACAUAACACAUGUUACAGGUGAAAUGUAGCUUCGCAGAGACUAGGCACAUGUACCACUCUUCUAAACAAUGGUAACCACAAAAAAAAAUAUGUCAAACUCUUCUAAAUAUCCAAGAGAAGUGAACAUUAAACACUAACAAGUCUUUAACUUUACUAAAACAUAUAAAAUAAUCAUAUUUUUUUUAAAUUUACUCUCCUAAUGCAGUCUGACGCAAAGCAUGCUGGGAAUUGGAAAUCCUUCUUGACCAAUUGUUGAAUUAACAUGUUUAAAUUAAGUAAGGAGCAAAUAAUUUUUUUGAGUUUUAUUCAAGUUAAUCAAAAAUAAUCAUUAUACUUUACUCAAAAGUAAAAAAGUGUUUCACGAACUUAAAAUAUUUUUUAUAAAAUUAAGUUUACAUUACUUAAUGUGUUUGAUUAUUUUGAACAUUUGGGUUUACAGUGCAACUUAACUUCCGGUACACAUUCACAAACAAUAGUGCCUGUAGAUUAUUUCUGAUAACAAUCAAAAGAAACCCAGAACCGUUACUUGACUAAACUUGUCUCUCCAUUAUUUUGAAUUUAGACUCCGAUACCAAGCUCAAACGCUAGAUGUCAACGUACCAUACGGUUUGUUUAAAAAUGCGUCAAAACUGAAGGACCCAUUCAACAAAUUGUUUAUUUUAAAAAGUGAACAUACAACACUAUUCAACAGAUCGUUUAUUUAAUACAUUUAAUACAAUUAUUAUGCAAUAAAAUAAUAAUAUAAAUUAAUAUUAACAUAAAUUAAAUAAAAUAGUUAUAUUAUUAGACACUAGCCAAACACAAACCGGAAGUUAAUUGGGGUCAGGCACGGGCACUCACUUAAUCCUUGGUGUUUCGAGUCAGAUCCGUGGGCGUGGCUUGUUGGUUUUGACUAAAUCUUUGGUGUUUCAAGUCUUACGAAACCUUUACCCUAACCCUAACCUUACUGUAACCAUCUAAACUACCUAUGAUUGUUAAAAUUGACGAAAAAACACGUUUGGGUGAUCACGUCUGACUCGAAACAACAAGGAUUUAGUGAGUGCCGUCAGGCACGCGCGCUUCCGGUGACCCGGUCUAUACCGAUAGGGUAUAGUCUCAGCCUCAGACGUCACCCCUACUUGACAGGCCGUUGGCUAAACGUCUUAUGACGUUUUUCUAGGUUUUCUAGAUUCUAGGUUUUCAAUAUAAGUGGGGCUCAGCCUCCAAUGAGGAUAUAUAUAUAUAUAUAUAUAUAUAUAUAUAUAGGCUAUAGCCACACUAUCAGCACCACAUACUGUAUACAUUACUAAAAUAAAUAAUUAAGAAAGAAUAGGCCUAUGCAGAAAAGCAUAAAGACAAGUUAGUUAUUCAAAUGAAUAUCACAUUAAUCUGUCAAUCUGCAACAUUUAUAAUUCAAAGUGACAACAACAGCCACAAAUCCAUAUAAUAAAUGUCACAAAUUCAAUCAACUGCUGAAUCAUUAUUUAGUAGGAAUAACUUGAUAUGUUUCCCUGCCAUUCGUUCUGAUUAGCACGAGCGCUGUCACUCCUGUGCAUGACUGCGUGUUCAUCUAUUACAUCCACAAUGUUUUAAAUUAAUAAUAAAAUACUGAAGCGUCUGAAAAACGACAAAGAGCUUCUAGGUACACUUUUGUUUCCUCGGAACUCAGAACAAUGAAUAACACAGCCGCACCAGGCUGAACUACAGUAACGUAACUCUAUCUGCCCGUCGACGUCUUUCAGGGGCUGUCAAAACUACCGUCAACUCUCUAUAACUAAUGGCUGGAAUACACUACAAGACUUUUAAAAUCUGAACAGAUUUUUAAAAACUAGGCAUCAUACACUUGCCGACUUUGUAAACGGUUUUAGGUGCAGAAAAAUCAAACAGCACAUCAUCAUGACUGACACAUUUCUGUGCGCUACAAUAUCAUCAUGAUCGUUUUGCUAAAGUAUGCCGUCAUUGGUGUGAAGUGAUGUUUUAAUUUUGCUGGAGGUAACGUAAACAACUAACGUUAGUUAAGGAGGGGUGAACGCAGGACAAAACCUGUUUACAGUGGAUGGGAAAGGGUCUUGUAUUGCUCCCGAAUCAUAAGCUGGAUUUAUAACAAAGAAUGUCAAAAAUGCAGAUGUCAUGUUAAUACACACACCUUGUAACGUUACUCUGCUUAUGACGUUCACUCCAAUGUGCUGAACUGAAGAAUGCGCCAAAUAACGCAGCCUAACGCCGUUUUCAUAAUAAGAGUUUUAAAGGGGACUAUAAAGCGAUCUCGAAUUCUUGUACAGAUUACAUUAUUACUCGCAAUAUUUUAGGGAGGCUAAGCUAGAACUUUAGGGGGGCUUUAGCUCCCCUAAAAAGGGCCUAGCAACGCCACUGCUGGAAACACUUCAGCAUGUUCGAAGUCGUCAUCUGAUUGGUUGAAUUUCACAGGAUUUCUGAGAGACAUGCGUGUCGCGUUCUUUAACAGUCCCCCUGGAAACAACAAAGCCUUCUGAUCUAAGAAGUAAUUUGUCGUGUUUACAGCGGUUGCUAUAAGAAUUCACCAUGAUCGACUAAAUGCUCAAUUCUUAAAAGUAUGCGAGGUUCAUGGCAUAAACUUAUAAUCAUUGUUGUUUCUGUUAACUUUUGACACGUUCGUGAAUGUACAUCGGGUCUGUUACUGCGGGGACUUUUCCACGCCUCUAAACAUGACGCGGCACAAAACGAAAUGUGAUUGGUUGCUUUACCUGUCAGUCAUAUGGCCUCUUGGGCGGGCCUUGGCCAAAGAAAGCGGCGAUAAGUUCCAGACUCACUAUCGAUAGGGUAACGUUCUGGGAACCAGAAACUAAUGUUCUAUUUCUGUAAGGAAAACUUUCCUGGAUAACAAAAACACACCUUAAAAAAUAACGUUCUGGAAACUAGAAACCAACGUUCUCGGAACCAAAAAUUGUUAGCUGGUACGGACUGUCCCAGCAUUACUUUAAUAUAGUAUUUGGUUAAGACUCACUCUAAUCUGACAUAUAAAGAGAAAACAAAAUAAAUGCCUCCUGCAGACUACAGUAAACAAGAAAAGAAUUUUAAAAUAUUUUUAAAGCAAUAUAUAUACAUGCGUGGCAUAAGAAGUUAACAAAAUUAUUUAAAGGGAUAGUUCACCCAAAAAUGAAAGUAAAUGAUUCCAUCAUCAUUCACUCACCCUCUUGUCAUUUCAAACCUCUAUGAGUUUCUUUCUGCUGCAGAACACAAAAGAAGAUAUUUUGAAGAAUGUUCAAACAAUGGCGAUACCCAUUCACUUCUAUUGUAUGGACACAAAAACAAUGCAAGUCAAUAGUACUGCUGUUGUUUGGACAGAAUUUUCAUUUUGGGGGGAACUAUCCCUUUAAUUUGCAAAUCAUUCCCUUGUUUUAAACCAUUUAGACAUGAGCCAAAAACCUAAUAAUUCCUGUCAGCUUUACACUGUGGACAUAAUUAAUGAUUCUUAUACACCGGGCAUUACAGUUUUGACUCUCUUGGCUGAUUUAACCUGAAAUUUUCCCAUUAAAGAUAAGAUUUUGUAUUUAAGUUUAGGCGCUCAGACUUAUUAGAAGCGCACCUUAACUCCCAACAAACAUUUUUUCUUUAAAUCAAUGUGCAAUAUUCUUGAAUAGGUGUACUGUAAGGUCUCGCGUUUGCAUGCAGAACAGUGCCAUUAGCUGAAUUAAGUGCUCAAUGUUCUUUGGAGAACUUUUGUACAUUUUCUAAAAGUCUUUUGCAUUUCUCGCUCUUUUGCCUUUUCUGAAAGAAGUUCAUAGAAUGUAGAUUUCGGCCAUGUGUGUUAUGUAUUUUUCUACUAACCAUUUGUGCUGAUUCGAUAUGAUGGUUAUAGUGGAUUAAGCUUUGUGAAAUUGGGAAGAAUGUAGCUUGCAAUAUUUCUGUUAGUUUGGGCUUUAAUUUAUGGUGUGAUAAGUCUUUUUUUAAUUUCUCAGAAGUGUGUAAAAUAUCAGUUUUACCUGAGUGUUAUUAAAAGGGAAUUCAA